Talpa occidentalis (Iberian mole) is the source of this 4866-nucleotide messenger RNA. It is a transcript of the gene RRM2B, whose product is annotated as ribonucleotide reductase regulatory TP53 inducible subunit M2B. Gene Ontology annotation, molecular function: ribonucleoside-diphosphate reductase activity, thioredoxin disulfide as acceptor. Gene Ontology annotation, cellular component: cytosol. The record is from RefSeq and is a predicted model, not a curated record. The transcript has 10 exons. Bases 56 to 1216 code for a protein of 386 amino acids. Lineage: Eukaryota; Metazoa; Chordata; Mammalia; Eulipotyphla; Talpidae. Gene Ontology annotation, biological process: deoxyribonucleotide biosynthetic process.
UCAGCCCAGGCCAGAGCUCCGAGGCCUGGCCCGGCGGGGCGCGCCCUGGCUUCAGAUGCCCGCUGCUCGGCGCCUGGUCUUGCCUGUCGGGAGCCCUGGUCCGGGAAACAGCCAGGGAGCGAGGGGUGGUUCUUGUGCUGGAGGACGCGUCCUCCCUGUGCGGUGGUUCCAGGGAGCUGGAGGAUGCACAGGGAAGCCCACGCUGGAGCUUGAGGAGGAGACAAGAUUAUCUUCAGCCAUCAAUGAAGAUGAAGAGCCACUCCUAAGAAAGAGUUCUCGUCGAUUUGUCAUCUUUCCAAUCCAGUAUCCUGAUAUAUGGAAAAUGUAUAAAAAAGCACAGGCAUCCUUCUGGACGGCAGAGGAGGUUGACUUAUCGAAGGAUCUCCCUCACUGGAACAAGCUUAAAGCAGAUGAGAAGUACUUUAUCUCUCACAUCUUAGCCUUUUUUGCAGCCAGUGAUGGAAUUGUGAAUGAAAAUUUGGUGGAGCGCUUUAGUCAGGAGGUACAAGUUCCAGAGGCUCGCUGUUUCUAUGGCUUUCAAAUUCUCAUCGAGAAUGUUCACUCAGAGAUGUACAGUUUGCUAAUAGACACUUACAUCAGAGAUCCCAAGAAAAGGGAAUUUUUAUUUAAUGCAAUUGAAACAAUGCCAUUUGUAAAGAAAAAAGCAGAUUGGGCCUUGCGAUGGAUAGCGGAUAGAAAAUCUUCUUUUGGGGAAAGGGUGGUGGCCUUUGCUGCUGUAGAAGGCAUUUUCUUCUCUGGAUCAUUUGCUGCAAUAUUUUGGCUAAAGAAAAGAGGUCUUAUGCCUGGACUCACCUUUUCCAAUGAACUCAUCAGCAGAGAUGAAGGGCUUCACUGUGACUUUGCUUGCCUGAUAUUUCAAUAUUUAUUAAAUAAGCCCUCGGAAGAAAGGGUCAGAGAGAUCAUUGUUAAUGCUGUUGAAAUUGAGCAGGAGUUUUUAACAGAAGCCUUACCAGUUGGCCUCAUUGGAAUGAAUUGUGUUUUGAUGAAGCAGUAUAUUGAGUUUGUAGCUGACAGAUUACUGGCAGAACUUGGAUUCUCAAAGGUUUUUCAGGCAGAAAAUCCCUUUGAUUUUAUGGAAAACAUUUCUUUAGAAGGGAAAACAAAUUUCUUUGAGAAACGAGUUUCAGAGUAUCAGCGUUUUGCAGUUAUGGCAGAAACGACAGAUAAUGUCUUCACCUUGGAUGCAGAUUUUUAAAAUCCUCCCCAUAUGUAAACCUGACCCUAGUGAAAUAUCUACUCUUUUCACUGUUUUUUAAACCUGUAAAUAUCUCCUUUAGGGGGCAGGAUUUUGCUAAAAAAAAAAAACAAACAAAAAAAAACACCACCACAAAACCAAUUUUCAAUCAAAUUGAAUUUAUUUAAAAACACUUUAAUUUUUCUGUUUAACAACCAAAGUGUGACCUAAAUACUUUUGUCACUAAAAUGUAAGGUCAAAUAUUAUAUAGUGUUUAAGAACAUGGGUGAAGGAUCAUAUAUGAAUUUGAUAUGUAGUCCUUACUACUUCUGUAUGACUCUUGAUAAGUCACUUAAUCUUCUCUAAAGCUUAGUAUACUUGUUUUUAAAAUGAAUGUAAUAGUAGGCACUAAGUUCAUAGAGUGUUUACGAAGAUGAAAGUGCAAAAUAAAUUCUGAUCUAAUACUACCACCACCACCACUACUGCUAUUACUACUUAUUAAUAGUGCUAAUUGCAGUGAUGUGAUAAAAUGCUCCCAUCUCCACAAAGUAAUUGUGACUCUAGGUCCUAAGAUCAGGAUUUUUCUGUUCUGAAUGUUUGGGAAAGAAUAUAUAGAUUUCCUUAAAAAAUACAAUUCUCAUUAACACAGUCCAACUUCUUUGGAUUUUCAGUAUGCUAUAAAGGAAAUUUAGGUUUUUAGAAGCUUAGAGCAGAAUGCUUAUGAAGAGGAAUCCAGGAGGUUGUCACGGUAGCUGAUUUAGUAAGCAAAAUGACUCCGCUCUGUCAGCCCACGGCAUUUUAAUAGUUAUUAGCCCCUCUACAUACCUAGUUGGGAGUGGGUCUUCUAUAGUCAGAUGAGUUUGGGAAAUACUGUAUAGUCCAUUCCUCUGGUAUGUGCAGUUGGUAUAUGAAAGACUGAGAAAUUUUGCAGUAUGCACACUGACUUCUCCCUGCAUAUGCCAAACCUUCUUAAUGCAGAUCUGAUUUCUAUCUAUUAAUUCUUCUCCUAACUAGUAUUUCUCAGAAUGUAGUUUGGAAAGGGUUGGCUUGAACCAUUUUUACAUAAAGGAAUGACUGUGAACUAAGCAAGGGAGAGCCUGAUAAGGGUUAUUGAGCCACUUUAGAUUUGGGCCAAGAUGAAUCAUGUAACUGUGAAUGACCUCAAUUGUGUUUCUUUAAUACUCUUUUAAAACUUAUUUAUGCUCCUCUAAGAUAGAGUUCUUUCAUUUUUAAAAAUUUUUUUAAAAAGAUUUAUUUAUGCAUACAAGAACUGGGGUUUAGGACAGAGGUGCUGGGAGGGUGAGUGGAUUCACCAGACAGAGUGGGGAGCAGAACAGGCAGAUCUACUGAAAUGCACUGCUGAGGGGAGCAGCGGGCGAGACAGGAGAGGUCUGCUGUGCCAUGUGGGUCACCUCCCUGGCCGGGAAUCGAACUUGUGUUGCAGUGGCUGCAGAUAGCUUGAUAGUGCUGCAUCUUAACCCCUUGCGCCACCAGGGAGGCCCAAGAUAGAGUUCUUUUAAUGGAACUAUGCAUGCUGCAUGAUAGAACAUGAGGAAGAUGUUGGUCUUAGCAGUUUAAAAAAAGGCCAGGAGCUGAGAUUUCUGAGAAGUUUGCCCCUUCUUUAUCUUACAAAGAGUCAAACAAUGUGGUUCCUUACUCACAGCAAGCUACUUUAUGAAAUUCUACAAGCCAAAAUUUAGAGAUUUUUCUCUGCAUAAAUAUUUGUUCUUUUUAGCCUCAACUGUCUAAUUGAUUAAAACUGGGGGUUCUAAGGUGGAUGCAAAAAGAAUGGACCAUAGCUAUUAGAGAGAAUAUCAGAAACCUUGAUAUAUUCUGGCCUCAGUAAUACCAUUUGUCUAUACAUGCUUCAGAGUGUGCCAGGUGUUUUUACAUCACCUUAUUUGAUCUCACGAUAUCUUUUUUUAAAAAGAUUUAUUUAUGCAUACAAGAACUGGGGUUUAGGACAGAGGUGCUGGGGGUGGUGAGAGGAUUCGCCAGAGACAGAGUGGGGAGCAGAACAGGCAGAUCUACUGAAAUACACUACUGAGGGGAGCAGUGGGUGAGACAGGAGAGGUCUGCUGCACCAUGUGGGUAGCUCCCUGGCUUGGCUGGCCUGGUGCUGCAGAGCUGCGGACAGCUUCACAGUGCUAUGCUUAACCCCUUGCGCCACCAGGGAGGCCUAUGAUCUCACAAUAUCUUUAAGAACUUGACAGAGCAACUGGUAUUGAAAUUCUACAGAUGGAAAGAGUGAAGCUUAGAGAAGCUAAAUAACUUGGCCAAGGUCUGCUCAUAGUCACUGUAUAAUUUUUCUUUUCUUUCUUAAAGGUUACCAUGUUUUUUGUCUUUAGUACUUUGCCAUCCAUCUCUCUUAUUCUGCUGAUUUCUUCAUUAAAGGCUCAUAUACUUUAAUUAAGGUACUACAUACCUAAAGUGUUAAUGUAUGUAGGCAAUAUAUUCAAAGAUAUUUGUCUACUGCUAUAACAAAAACUUAACAUCUAAUGUUGAUGAUAUCCAUAAUAUCAGAAUGAAAGAAAAGUCUUAUAUUGCAUGUUCCCUUUGUUUUGAAUCUGAAUCUUCCUCAUAGGUAAUGACAGGUGCCUUCGUAAGAAGGUUAUUUAUAAUAGUAAUAAGCCUAACUAUUGAAAUGAAAUCUUACAAUUGAAACACUGGAUUUUUAAUACACUGGUUUAUUAUUUUCAGUAUUCUAUAUACCUUUCCAUGUGCCUGGGUUACAUAUUUAUUUUAGUUGGUACUUGGCUCUUGGUUCUUAAGAAAUCAAGUUGUAGAAUCUCUUGUGACUGUUAUCUCGGAGGUAAAGAAAAGAACACAGAGUAUGUUUGCAAUUUUUUAAAUAAAUAUAUUUGAAUCAUUGCUAUAUUUACUGAAGUUCAUUAUAUAGGAAUAUAAACUUGUAGUUCUAAUGUAGAUGGCCUUUAAUAAGUGUGUUUAUUAUAUCUUGUAGAAUCAUUGCUUGGAAGGAAUUGGGAAGAUGAGUUUGAUCCCGUGCUUUCAGACAAGGCUAUUUUGCUGAUUAUAUAUAAUAAUAAACAAUUAUUUUACAAUACAAGGUUACCCCAGUUAUGUCUUAAUAUAUGAAAUUUUUGUCUCAUUUUGGACCAUCUACAUUUUUUUUCUUUUCACCAUUUUCUUUUUCAUCUGUUCAUGAAGAAAGUGAUAUUGAGAAAACAGCAGUUUGCAUGUGAAAAAAACUUGGUUUACAUUUAAAUAUGCUAACAUCACUGUCAUAGAAUUAAAUAUGCUAACACCCCUGUCAUAGAAUUACAUUUGUACAGAUUAAACUAAGAGCCAAAUGUUACUAAUUUACAGUGAUAAAACUACUGGGGCUUCCCUGGUGGCGCAAGGGGUUAAAACAUAACCUAUGAGGCUGUCCACAGCCACUGCAUCACAAGUUCGAUUCCCUGCCAGGGAGAUACCCCCAUGGUGCAGCAGACCUCUCCUGUCUGUUCCCCACUCUGUCUCUGGUGAAUCCUCUCACCUCCUCCACACAUCUGGCCUGUACCCCAGUUCUUAUAUGCAUAAAUAAAUAAAUCUUUAAAAAAAAGAUAGGCUUACAGGGGAAAAAAAAACCUAAGGCUGCCCGCGGCCUCUGCAGCGCCGGUUCGAUCCCCGGCUGCUCCCCGGCCACCGGAGGAGGGUCCCACAAUCUGCGC